Messenger RNA from Sycon ciliatum, 3417 nucleotides. RefSeq lists its product as uncharacterized. The coding region runs from base 1 to 3417 and encodes 1138 amino acids. The record is from RefSeq and is a predicted model, not a curated record. The transcript has a single exon. NCBI's taxonomy places the organism in Eukaryota, Metazoa, Porifera, Calcarea, Leucosolenida, Sycettidae.
AUGGAAACCAACUCAGCUGAUGAAACUAACUGUAAUGUAACCGUGGAGACUGAUGAGCAUGCUGAGCUGUGUACUGGUGGUGCUGCUGGUACUGGUAGUACUAGUAUGGGUGAUCUAUCCGAGGUUACACCAGCGACGCAGGCUACACUGCUACUUGCAUCUACACCUACGGGUUUGAAUGCUGGAGCAGCCCUGGCUUUGACACCUCCAGAGCAAGGUGACAGCCUGCAGCCUGCUACAGCUGUGCUGGUGGCUACUGAUACAAGCAGUGACAACUUAGUGCAGGGGAUGCCUUCACAAAGCAGCACUGACCUUACUCAUCCUCAAGAUGGAGAAACUGCCGCCAUGGAUGCACUCAACACUGACACCACUAACGCGCUCAGUGAGGCAUACUUGAGAUGGAGAAAUGUACCCAUGUCCGAAAGGCCUAGGUUACCUGUACCUCGCCAUGUGCCUCAACGCAAACUCGAUCAGGUGACAUCACUUGUGAACAAAGCAAUCCCUGGAGUGAUCAACACCACUAGUAAAAACAAAGAUCUUCAAAUGGAGGAUCUCAAUUGCUUAGUAUAUGUUGCUGCUCGCUGUUCCUUGACCAGAUGUGGCAUUUCCUUGUCUGAGACGAACGGUGAAAACGCUAGUGGCAAGCCGGCGAGCUCGCGACCACCAGAACCGAUUUGGUUAGUAAAAUCGCGCAACAAAGCGAAGAAAUUACGGGCAGAUAUAUCUCGACUAACAAUGAUGUUGAAAAACCCUGCUGUCAAGCACCAACGGUUCUUUACUCAGUACGGAAUAUCCAACACUUCCCAGAUUGGAUACGCCCUGGAACAGAGGAAGCUGGAAUUGCUUGCGCUAGCGGAGAGGACAAGACGUGAUAAACACAUCUGGGAGAGCAGGAGAGCUAACACACUAUUCCGCACAAAUGAGAAAGAAUUCUACCGUAGACUGAGAAAGGAACCGGAGCAGCAGCAUCCCGGGGAAAUACCGAGUGAGGGUGCCGUAUUCGAGUUCUGGUCUGGUAUACUAGCCAAGCCUGUGCCGUUUGAUGAGUCAUCAGGGUGGUAUCAAGAACAAAGAGUGGAAUAUGAGACUACCAUUGCAGAGGAUGAACCCGUAUCUGUGACUCAACGGGCACUCCAGGACACGCUAGCUAAGGUCAGCAGGUGGAAAGCUAGUGGUGUAGACGCAAUUCAUGGUUACUGGUGGAAAAAAUUAUCUAAUCUACACAUUGCCCUGCGAAUCGCCUUCCAGAAGACCCUUGUCGGUGAUUGGCCAAUUCCGGAAUGGUUGGUGACUGGCCGCACAUUCCUGCUGCCCAAGACGGAGCCACCCACAUCUAACCCAGCCCAAUAUCGCCCUAUCACCUGUCUACCCACACAAUACAAGAUCCUGACAGCCGUAGUUGCUAGUCUCAUGUGGAAACACAUUGACACCAAUUCGAUACUCCCAGAUGAACAGAGAGGGUGUACCCCGGGAACACUAGGCUGUAAGGAGCAACUUCUUGUCAAUAAGAUGAUAAUGGAGCACGCUCGGCAUAAUAAGCGCAAUAUCUCUGUUGCGUAUAUCGACUUCAAGAAAGCCUAUGACAGCGUUUCUCAUGUAUGGAUUAUUCGGAUGCUGGAGAUGUACAAAUUUAGCCCAGCUCUUGUCAAGUUCUUGGAGGCAAGCAUGCAGCUCUGGAAUACACACAUGAGUUUAUCAUAUCAAAAUGCACGGGUCUCUACAGAAUCUGUCAGGAUUCGCCGUGGUAUCUUCCAAGGAGACACGCUAUCACCCCUCUUGUUUUGCUUAGCUAUUAACUGCAUUUCAAGAGAGGUGCAGAAGACAGGCGGCGGAUAUCAAAUGCAAAUUGGACAGGUCUCAAAGGUCGUUUCUCAACUCCUGUACAUGGAUGACAUUAAAUUGUAUGCCAAACAUCGCAACCAGCUGAAGUCCAUGAUCAACGUCGCCCAGAUCACAGCUUCGGCCAUUGGCCUGGAGUUUGGUGUUUCGAAGUGCGCCACGCUUCAUGUACACCGGGGAGUGCUUGAGUCAAGUGAUGCGGAGCCUGUCGAAACACUGUUGGGUAUGGCUUUACCCACCCUGCAAGAAGAUAACAUGUACAAAUACCUCGGAUUCAUUGAAUCGGCUGCGCUGCCGCAUGGUGAGAUAAAGAGCAAGCUUCGUGAGGAUUAUGGAAAGCGAUUAGAUGCGAUCUUCAAGUCUGGAUUAACGGCUGGAUAUUUAGCAAAGGCAGUAAACACAUACGCGGUGCCGCUGCUCACCUACAGCUUUGGCAUCAUCAACUGGCGACCCGUAGAAUUGGAGCAGCUGGAUAUCUUGCUCAGGAAGAAGCUCACCAAGAAGGGAUGGCAUCACCCUCGGGCUGACAGAGAGAGGGUGCAUUUGGUGCGCGCCGAAGGCGGCCGUGGAUUCCAAAGUGUGGCAGAUCUACAUGAACGAUCCAUCAUCCAGAUCAACAAAUACAUCGAGGGCCACCAAGACCACAUUGCCAUUGCUCUCCUAAAACAGUACCAUCAUGAAAAAGCAAAAUACUCUGUCUCCAGUGAUGCUGCGAAAUAUUUGGCAAAGAUUGGUAUGGAGGAGUCAGCCACAAAGGAGCAAAUACGCCAGGGAUACCAGCGGCAUCGGGAGGAGACAAUCAGAAAGAAGCCUCUGCAUGGCCAAUUUUGGCUUAUGCUGCAGGAUGCUGAGCUGGAUCGAGGGCUCUCCUUUGCGUGGUUGCGGUCUUCCGCUUUGCGUCCAGCGACAGAGAGUAUUGUCAUGGCCAUACAGGACCAGGCUAUCCCAACACGGAACUUACAAGAGAUAUUUAAUCGAGGAACAGGUGUGUCAACGAAAACGAGUUGCAGGAUGUGUGGCAAGGACAAGGAAACGGUUUUCCACCUUAUUGGAGCGUGUACAGCUUGUGCGGGGAGUCACUAUAUCAAUCGCCACAACAGGUUAGCAAAAUAUCUUCACUGGACAUUGUGCAGGAAGUAUGGUGCAUCGGACAUUUCGAAUAAGUACACAAGUCAUCAACUCACCAACGUCGUGUACAGUGCUGAAAAGGAUGUGUCAAUCUACUGGGAAGUGCCGAUUCCAACAGCAGCGCCCGUUGGAGCAAACAGACCCGACAUAAUUAUCAAGGGAAAAGAUGAAGCGUUCCUUGUGGACGUAAGUGUCCCUCUGGAUAGGAACAUCCGCCGAAAAUCUGUGGAAAAGAUACAGAAAUAUCAAGGCCUGAAGCGUGAGGUGGAGCAGGUGUGGCAGGUGCGGGCCAAGAUCGUGCCAGUAAUUGUGGGGGCAUUAGGUGGAUUAACCCCCUCGACUGCUGACUUUGUGAGGGAAUUGGAUGCCGGAGCCAGUGUAUCGAUCUUGCAAAAGGAGGCGCUCCUUGGCACAGUUGACAUCAUCAGGUCAAUAACUCAGAUGAAAUAA